CUGACGGUGUCGUACGUGGCAUAAUAACAGUGGCCCAGACACUCGCGGCGUGAUAUUUAGGGGUUUAGCACGACACCGCCUCAUAACCACCAGUGAUCGACUCCAGCAUAGCCGAGCCGCGCUUUCCUGAAGCAGCCCAGACACCACCGCGGCGAGGGGUGCUGCGUCACCACCACCGCGGCCAGGAGGUUGUCAGGCCACCACCACCGCGGCGAGGAGGUUGUCAGGCCACCAUCACCACCACCACGGCCAGGAGAUUGUCAGGCCACCACCACCGCGGCCAGCAGAAGGUUGUCAGGCCACCACCACCGCGGCCAGCAGGAGGUUGUCAGGCCGCCACCACCACCACCGCUGCCAGCAGGAGGUUGUCAGGCCACCACCACCACCACCACCAGCGGCAUGGCGUCUGCAGGGAAGGGGUCGGGCGACAACCCCGAGGAGUGUCCAGCGUGCCUGACAGGCUUUGAUGACUUAGUACAGCGGCCACGCACUCUGCCCUGUGGCCACACAGUCUGCACACUGUGCAUAGAUAAGCUGAAGGAGCAGGGCCGUGUUACCUGUCCGGAGUGCCGCGUCAGCCAUGCCGUGCCCGAGGGCGGGCAGUUCCCUGUCUGCUAUAUAGUUGAGGCCUUCAUAAGAAGGAUGAGAGAUGUCAAGGCGGCAGCAGCAGCAGCCUCGCCGCCACCCAGUGCCGGGAAGGGGAAAGGGGCGGCAGGAUCAGCUGGCAAGAAGGGAGCAGCGGGUCUCUCCAAGAAAAUGCGUUUCUUUCUGCAGGAACAGGAGGCCACAGUUGUGGCCGCCAUCACCGCCUGCCAGGAGGCUCAGUCCCAGAUGGACCAGUAUGAGGCCACCCUGACAGGCUGGGACGAGCGGCAGCAGCAGCUGGAGGACAGCCUCCAGGGACUGAUGGACCAGAGCAGGAGUUCCAGGGAGCUCCUGCGGCAGGAAACGUUCCGUGUGGCACCGAAGAGGAAGGAGGCAAAGAAAAAGGAGCAGGAGCUGCAGGCUGUGCGGGAGAAGUUGCGCACUCCUGCAACAGAGCAAGAGGCAUGCAUGGCAGUGAGUGAAGUGGUUCACUGCAUUAGUGAGGCGAAGCAGGUGUUGAAGGAGUGCCAGCAGUGUUUCCCUGACGCCGGCAUCCUCACCACCGCCAGGAAGGCUAGAGAGGCAUCUAGUGCAGCCGUGGAGGCCGCCCAGGCUGUACAGGCGGCUCUGGAAACUGUUUCUACAGAAGAGCUUAGGCCCCAGUCAGUCCCAGAAGAACCCAGGCCCCAGUCAGUCCCAGAAGAACCCAGGCCCCAGUCAGUCCCAGAGGAACCCAGGCCCCAUUCAGACCCAGAAGAACCCAGGCCCCAGUCAGUCCCAGAAGAACCCAGGCCCCAGUCAGUCCCAGAAGAACCCAGGCCCCAGUCAGACCCAGAAGAGCCCAGUUCCCAGUCAGUCCCAGACUUCACCGUCAUGGAAAAAGUGCAGUUCAUCUUAGAGCCAAGCUUGAAGGCCAAGGACUUCCGCAGUUUGACACAGCGCACCAGGAGCCUGCUGCAGGCUGGCUGGGUGUUUGCUGUGCAACAGGUGGUAGGUCAGCGCCGACGACACGCAAGAAUAAGCCUCGAAGCCGACCGGCCGUGCCUCCAUUCCCUGCAGGACCAUCCCCUGACACUGGGCGCGGCAACCCUGCAGGUCAGCCAGGUCGUGCCGCCCUCCCCCCCCUGCACGGUGUUCUUGGACCUGUCCUGGCCGGGCCGUGCGCCGCGCCGGGUUCACAUCCGUCUGAGCCCCGACACCCAGCGGGGCCGCCAGUUCCUUCAGCUGUGCACGGGGCAGCGCGGCCCCUCCUACCAAGGCACCAGGUUGUUCAGCGUGUUGGACAAGGGGGCGUCGGGAGAGUGGGUGUGUGGCGGGGACUACGAGAGUAAUGAUGGUAAGGGGAAAUGUGUGCUGCUGCCUGGCCUUGAGGUGGGUGAGUGCUCGAAGCUGAGGUCAUACCAGGCAGGGACAGUGUGGGGGUGGGGGAAGCAGGGUGUGUUUAGCAUCUUCACCAAGGGCGGUCUGAGUGUUGUGGGGCGUUAUGUCUUCGGUAAGGUGGUGGAGGGACUGCACGUGGUGGCCGAGGCAGCCCAACACAGCGACAUUAUGGAGGUGACUGUGGUGGACUGUGGCGUGAUGUUGUGAAGGUAUACUGGCCUGCACCACCACCACCACAACAACAUUAUGGAGGUGACUGUGGUGGACUGUGUGUGGUGUUGAGGGUACUUGCCUGCAGCACCCCCACAACAUUAUGGAGGUGACUGUGGUGGACUGUGGCGUGGUGUUGUGAGGGUAUACUGGCCUGCACCACCACCACCACCACCACCGCAGAAUUAUGGAGGAGAUUGUGGUGGACUGUGUGUGGUGUUGAGAGUACUGGCCUGCACCACCACCACCACAACAUUAUAGAGGAUAUUGUGGUUGUUUUCUUAAUGUAUUGUUGUUUUUAUUUCCUGCAACAUCAAGUUCAGUAUAAUGUGUUGGUCAGUUUCUUGUACUAUUGAGCACGAUGUUUUGUACACUACAGUAAUCCCUCCUUAUACACGGAGGUCAGGUUUCAAAUUAGACCGUACUUUAAGAAAAAUCGAGUAUAACUACAUUAGACACUGGGAAAGGACAGAAAAUUAAAGUUUACCCACUUUUACUCAAAUUACUUAGUGUUCUUUUGCUGUGAAUUUCCCUUUUCUUCUAACACAUAAUUUUGAACGAAAACAUUGUCAGUUAUCAAAGGCUUCAUUAACACAUUACCACGUCCUGGUCCACCGGUGUACCAAUAACUACGGACAUUCCUUUAUGGGGAGUUGGUCCAGCGGUGUACCAGUAGCUACGGACAUUCCUUCAUGGGGAGUUGGUCCAGCGAUGUACCAGUAACUACGGACAUUCCUUCAUGGGGAGUUGGUCCACCGCUGCACCACUAACUACGUACAUUCCUUCAUGGGGAGUUGGUCCAGCGGUGUACCAGUAACUACGUACAUUCCUUCAUGGGGAGUUGGUCCAGCGGUGUACCAGUAACUACGUACAUUCCUUCACGGGGAGUUGGUCCAGCGGUGUACCAGUAACUACGUACAUUCCUUCAUGGGGAGUUGGUCCAGCGGUGUACCAGUAACUACGUACAUUCCUUCACGGGGAGUUGGUCCAGCGGUGUACCAGUAACUACGUACAUUCCUUCAUGGGGAGUUGGUCCAGCGGUGCACCAGUAACUACGUACAUUCCUUCACGGGGAGUUGGUCCAGCGGUGUACCACUAACUAUGUACAUUCCUUCACGAGGAGUUGGUCCAGCGGUGUACCAGUAACUACGGACAUUCCUUCACGGGGAGUUGGUCCAGCGGUGUACCACUAACUACGUACAUUCCUUCACGAGGAGUUGGUCCAGCGGUGUACCAGUAACUACGUACAUUCCUUCACGGGGAGUUGGUCCAGCGGUGUACCACUAACUACGUACAUUCCUUCACGGGGAGUUGGUCCAGCGGUGUACCAGUAACUACGGACAUUCCUUCACGGGGAGUUGGUCCAGCGGUGCACCAGUAACUACGUACAUUCCUUCACGGGGAGUUGGUCCAGCGGUGUACCAGUAACUACGUACAUUCCUUCACGGGGAGUUGGUCCAGCGGUGUACCAGUAACUACGUACAUUCCUUCACGGGGAGUUGGUCCAGCGGUGUACCACUAACUACGUACAUUCCUUCACGGGGAGUUGGUCCAGCGGUGUACCACUAACUACGUACAUUCCUUCACGGGGAGUUGGUCCAGCGGUGUACCACUAACUACGGACAUUCCUUCACGGGGAGUUGGUCCACCGGUGUACCAGUAACUACGGACAUUCCUUCACGGGGAGUUGGUCCAGCGGUGUACCAGUAACUACGUACAUUCCUUCAUGGGGAGUUGGUCCACCGGUGUACCAGUAACUACGUACAUUCCUUCAUGGGGAGUUGGUCCACCGGUGUACCAGUAACUACGUACAUUCCUUCAUGGGGAGUUGGUCCACCGCUGUACCAGUAACUACGUACAUUCCUUCAUGGGGAGUUGGUCCACCGCUGUACCAGUAACUACGUACAUUCCUUCAUGGGGAGUUGGUCCACCGCUGUACCAGUAACUACGUACAUUCCUUCAUGGGGAGUUGGUCCACCGGUGUACCACUAACUACGUACAUUCCUUCAUGGGGAGUUGGUCCACCGCUGUACCAGUAACUACGUACAUUCCUUCAUGGGGAGUUGGUCCACCGGUGUACUACUAACUACGCACAUUCCUUUGCCCUGAUGUAUGCCAUUAGUACACUUCUUUACGUUGUGUGUCAGGGACCUAACUGUGUCCAGGCAGAGGUGAUUGAAAACCUCUCCUUUACGUGUGCUUGUCUUGCCACAGGGAACUAACUGUGUCCAGGCAGAGGUGAUUGAAAACCUCUUCU
Molecule: messenger RNA, 4432 nt
Organism: Eriocheir sinensis (Chinese mitten crab)
Lineage: Eukaryota; Metazoa; Arthropoda; Malacostraca; Decapoda; Varunidae
Exons: 5
Coding region: 400-2172 (590 amino acids)
Source: RefSeq, a predicted model, not a curated record